Messenger RNA from Aspergillus calidoustus, 1437 nucleotides. The record is from the annotation of a GenBank genome assembly. Lineage: Eukaryota; Fungi; Ascomycota; Eurotiomycetes; Eurotiales; Aspergillaceae.
AUGAAUCUCUCACUCAUUGAUCCCUUUGUUCUGGCCCAGGACUAUCCAGACACAUUAUCGGAAAAACUACGAAGUGGACAUGCGACAUGUCUCCGAUUCAAUCGCAAAGGGGAUUAUCUAGCCUCCGGACGAGCGGACGGUACGGUGGUCAUUUUUGAUAUCGAGACACAUGGAGUCGCGCGCAAGCUGAAGGGGCACAUCCGACAAAUCCAAUCUUUAAGCUGGUCUAGAGAUGGUCGCUAUCUUCUCAGUUCCUCCCAGGAUUGGAAAUGUAUACUGUGGGACCUGAAGGACGGCUCCCGGGUACGCACAGUGCGCUUUGAAGCUCCCGUAUAUAUCGCAGAACUCCAUCCUUUCAACCACUUAUUAUUUGUGGCCUCCCUCUUCGAAGACCAGCCCGUCCUCGUCGACAUCUCGUCCCCCAAACCCAUCAAACGCAUCAUCCCCUCCGCCCCAUACCGCGCCCCGCCCUCCAAAGACGAAGAAGUGAAUCGCGCUGCAGCCGCAAAACAAGCCGCACAGGACGCAAAGCAUUCAACCUGCGUUACCGUCUUCACUGCGCUGGGUAACCACAUUAUAGCUGGCACCUCAAAGGGUUGGAUCAACAUCAUCGAAACUCAAACCUGCACCACAAUCCACUCCACGAAACUCUGCUCGGGUGUCAUAAUCCUCCUCCGCCUCGCCAGCAACGGCCGCGAUCUCCUCGUCAACAGCUCCGACCGCGUCAUCCGCACAAUCCUCAUGCCAGACCUCUCCAAACUCGGCAUAGACCUCGAACCGAGCAACAUCAAGCUCCAAGUCGAGCACAAAUUCCAAGACGUAGUCAACCGCCUAAGCUGGAACCACGUCGGCUUCUCCUCAACCGGCGAAUUCGUCACCGCAUCCACCUUCAUGAACCCAGACAUUUACGUCUGGGAACGCAGCCACGGCUCCCUCGUGAAAAUCCUCGAGGGACCCCGCGAGGAACUCGGCGUCGUAGAAUGGCACCCAGCCCGCCCCUUCGUCGUCGCCUGCGGCCUUGAAUCAGGCUGCAUCUACACAUGGACCAUCGUCACCCCGCAGAAAUGGUCCGCGCUCGCGCCCGACUUCGGCGAAGUCGAAGAAAACGUCGAGUACAUGGAGCGCGAAGACGAAUUUGACAUCCACCCAGCUGGAGAGAUUCACCAGCGCCGUCUAGACCAGGAAGACGAGGAGCCGGACGUUCUCACCAUCGAGAAGCAAAAGAAUGAUCCCGAUGACGAGGAAAUUGAAUCCUUCCGCAUGCCCGUUCUCCUGGACCUCUCGGAUAGCGAGAGCGAGGAGGAUAUUGUCGCUGUUGGGCCCGGGACCAUGCGGCGUCGUAGUCCUGGUGCUGGGCGGGAUCGGUUGGCGAAUGGGGACGGGGAGAAAGAUGGGCGGAACGGGACCGCGCGAGGAGCGAAGAGUCGACGGCGAUGA